Messenger RNA from Bathycoccus prasinos, 1479 nucleotides. RefSeq lists its product with no specific name. Bases 1 to 1479 code for a protein of 492 amino acids. The record is from RefSeq and is a predicted model, not a curated record. The transcript has a single exon. Lineage: Eukaryota; Viridiplantae; Chlorophyta; Mamiellophyceae; Mamiellales; Bathycoccaceae.
AUGCGUCGGCGCCGACAACUCUCCUCGACGUCGUCCAAGUCGCCGUACUCUUCCUCAAAGCCGGACAGAAGAAGUAACGACGACGAGAAUAAGAGGCGAUCAUCGAAUGACUUUUCCUCCCCGGAAAAAAAGACCAACAAGCACGUUUCCUUCUGUAACAAAUCCACGGUGGUUGUCUUUGCAGAAGAAGAAGACCAAGAAGAGAAAAAGAAUACCGCGACGACGAAUAAUAAUGAUUCCAACAACUUUGAGCGCGGUGGUCCUCCGGUGGUGUUGAAAUUCACGUACCAAGAGGAAAAACUGAUGGACGCGCCGUCGAAAAUCCGUUUGGAAACGAGCAACGAGUUGAGACAUCAGCGAGCGAAGUUGAAGGAGAAGUUGUCGCACGUGGAGGAGCAGUUCGAUAACGCGAAGCGAAGCAUGGCGGAAGGAGAGUUUCGCGAGUGCGCGUCGAUAUUGGAGAACGUGGUCGUUCGAGAGCUGGCGGAGAGGAUAAACGCGAGGCAGUUUCAGAUGAACUUGGAGAAGUUACGGUUUCAGAGGCACAGGCGGUUGGCGAUAUUGGAGGAGCAGACGAGAGUCGGCGGAGGGAAAUUGAAGAGGAAGCCGAUGGGUCUCGGGGUUGGAGGGAGGUCGGAAAACCAUCAUCAAGAAUUUCUCGAUGCAGAGACGAUGAUGACGACGAAGACGACGACGACAACUACAACAAUGGAUAUUAGCACGGAGAUUGGAGAGGAUGAUUCUGUUUCUGGAAAGAAAAGUUACGGAGGAAUAACCAACCACCAAGCCACCACCGAAAAGGCUUUGAGAAGACGAAGCGGCGAGAGCUCGGCGAGUGAAGCGAGUACGUUGCAAAUGCAAUUGGGGAUCAAUAAUACGAAUAAUAGCAGUGAUAGUAUGCGCGAUAUUAAGAGCGACGACGAAUUGCUGCCAUCGCCCAAGGGGCAAAAGUAUAUCAACAACGCGUCUGUAAUGAUGGACGGGAGUACCAGAAGUAGUCCGAGCGCGUCGACGGACAGUUUCGUCGAUAUCAAUCGGGUCACGCAAAGUAACGCGCAACAUGCGUCCUCAGAACUCACCGACACCCAGGAGAAAAACAUGAACUUUAAAGUGUCUCCAGCGCCUCCCGCUCGAGAAUUAAAGACGCCGCAAGAAUUGACGAUGAUUGAAAGCGCGUUGGAGAUGUGCGCCAAAGCGUACGAAAACAUGGGAAACAAGUGGGCGGCUGAGCAGAAACUGAACGAAGCGGCGAAAAUUAGAGAAAUCAUAUCACGGUGCGAUCCGACGACAGAUACCGUCGCGGCCGUCGCGUCGCCGUUGCAAAAUUUUUGUCCUAUCGAACCGACGUCGAUGAAUUCCACCUUGACGCAUCAGACGAAGCUGUUUGAAACGAGGAUGAAACAAUUGUUUUCGUCUUCGGUUUCGUCCGCCGCGGCUGCCGCUGCCGCCGCCGCAGCGGCCUCCGAAAUACAGAGUUAA